AUGAAGUUCACUAUAGAUGUGUUGGGUGUGUUCCUAAAAGUGGUGAUUAAGAUCAACAAAGUGACGUUCGCGCCACUGGUGGUGUCCACAUUGUUUAUCCUGCUGACGUCACUGUUGGCUCACUGCGCGCGAAGAGCGGUCCAGAAACUAGUCAAGGAGCCCUUUGUGAAACUCCUCUUCGAAGAGGCGAUCGCCGCGGCAGAGCUGUGCGGCUGCUGCUUCGAGCUAAUAAUCGUUGCAGACAACUUUGGCGUUGCCACCUACGCUAUAUAUUUGUUCGCUCUAACUAUAUGGUGGUCACUGAACUGGGGUGAUGCAACCGCUUGCCCCUACACUCAUAUAGAGGAUGUGAUUGAGGGCAAAGGUGAUAUUCGAAAAGCGUUACUGAAAACAUGGGCAGAACUGACUGGUGGUUUAUUGGUUUUCAAAUAUAUACAGAUGUAUUGGGCAUUGGAAAUCUCUGAAACACACAAGGACAGGGCAUUUGAGGAUUGCAAGGCAGACUUACAGGUUCCAGUUAUAUAUGGUGCUAUUGUAGAGGGAAUAGCGACUUGUAUGUGCCGGCUUGCGUCUAAGUCUCUUGGUGAUUUGAACCCACGUUUCGCAACAGCAAUCGACUCAUUCAUUGGAACGUCACUUGUGGUUGCAGGGGUCCUCGCUAGGCACGCGGUAUACGUCUACCGCUAUCAGGACAAUAGUGCUAACGCGGACCUAAGCGUGUCCAUCUAUUGCAAAGUACAUUUAGGAAAAGCUUUCGACUACUCAGGUGGAUAUUUCAACCCGGUACUGGCUACCUCAUUGAAGGCUGGCUGCAAAGGCCAUACGCUGCUAGAGCAUGCCGCAGUUUACUGGGUCGGUGCUUGCACCGGAUCUAUUCUCUCCGUCUACCUUUACAAGUUGCCAGCGAUCCAGAAGUUCGUCAGAGGCACCGCCGAUAUGAACGGCGACAGUAUUUGGGCCGACAAAGAAGAU
This is a messenger RNA of Iphiclides podalirius (scarce swallowtail), 972 nucleotides long. Lineage: Eukaryota; Metazoa; Arthropoda; Insecta; Lepidoptera; Papilionidae. The record is from the annotation of a GenBank genome assembly.